AUGUCCCAAACAAAAUAUUCGACAUCUCGAAUUGGAAUUUAUAUUCGAAAUUCAUUUAGCGUACUAAGGCGUGGACAAACACCAUCAUUAACCCUUCAACAGACCGAAGAGCGAAUAAUAGUCGAAGACAAUGGCAAUAAUGCCGAGAGUAUAUCGACAAAUACAACGAAUGCAUCCUAUAACCCUUCUCGUAUACAACGAUCUCUUAUACCAAAUUCUUCCCUUCGUCACGAAUACGAAGAUUCACCCAACCUCUCUCCUUCCACAAACGGUAAACCGUAUAAUGCAUCAAAUUCGCCUUUAGCACAAACAGUUCACAAAACACGCUCUCAUUUGGUUGAGAUAAAUGAAGACGACGAGACUUCCGUAUCAUCAUUCAACUCGUAUACUCCGCCCACAUCUAUUUCAUCUUCUAAUGGAAGCAACAACGAUUUAACCCACGCCAAAUGGUAUUAUGGGAAUACCAAUACCGUGGGAAAGUCGCAUUCGAGGGUUGUAAGCGAAGCUAGUCACCGUAGUGGAUCUUCGGGAACUAGUGUGGUCGGCGCUGUUAGUUCUAUAGAUAAUAUUAUGGAAAAUAUAACCGAGGGCGAAGGCGAGGACGAAAUAGAGAUAGAGAUAAAAAAUACAAACAUGAAUGAUCUGCCAAAGCAAGAAAAACGAGAGCAGCAAAUAGAACAAGGACAAUCAAAUUUGCCAAAUACUGAACAAAUUUCUGGAAAAGCAGCAAGCGAGGGUAAUGAUUUCUCAAAUGGUCGUAAUUACGACGCCGAUGAUAAUUCUCCAUUGGAUCCGAUACGACCUGUCCACGGGAUAGGUGGUCCUCAUUUAAUAAACGACAACAACUACGUAAUCGACGACGAUAAUUUUGGCCAUCCGGUUCCUGACCCGUAUGCUGAUCAAUUGGAAGAGCAAAAUAUCGCAUAUGGUGAAGCUUAUUCGGAUCCGUAUCAGGCUUCAUAUGUCAACCAACAAGGAUAUUCAGAUCAAUAUGUAGCAUAUCCAGAGCAAUACGCAUAUCCUGGUCUUCCUUUUGGUCGCUCCGCUCCCCUACCAGAAGACCAGUUUUAUGCAAAUACAUCUGCUAACUAUGGAAACGAUCAUAUGCACACAGUACCACAUGAUUCAGACUUUCCAAUGGCAAUACCUUCAAAUUGGUAUAGUAAUGAACCCCGACCACAACAUUCAGUUCUAAUCGCGUACUCACCGAGCGAGCAGUCGUAUGACGCAUCUUCAUAUUUUCCCGACUAUUCUGCGCAAAUGUCACCCCCGUUGUCAUCACCAUCACCAUCGCCAAUGUUGUCACCAGAAAUGUCAAUAAGGGCAUUAUCAAGGUCGCACUCUACUGAACGGUUUGCAGCUCCAACAAAGGCUUCCUUGGAUCAGAAAUUAUACACAGACAUUGAAAAUACACAAAAUGCCAUUCCUCAAACAUCGCCAACUCUUCCAGGAUUUGUUCAUGCUACAUUAGCCAAACGUUCCUACAAUAUUUACACUCCCCCUCAAACGAAAGACAAACCUCUCCAGGCAAAUGCGGGCAUAAUAUCCUUGUCUUCAUCAAAGUCUCCGCUAGAGAAACUCUCUCAGACAAUGAGAUCGUUAUCGCUUCAAUCAACGCGUAUAGAGUCUGGCCAGGCAGGACACGAGAAGAAAGAGGAAAACGGAGCAAUGGUGGAUGUGGAUGGUGGGGUUGUUGCAGAAAAUGAUCAGAGUAUACAGAGGCGGAAAGAAGACAAUUUAACUAACGAUGGAAAGGUCGAGGAAUAUACAAGUGGUAAAGGAAUGCAUCUUGAUAGAGAUACAGUUGAGGAUAAUGAAAAGGAACAAAAUGGUACCAUAUCAACACAGCCAGGUGAUAGGUCAUCAGCGGGAUCAACAAUAGCAAAUUCGCUACAGAGACUGCAAACUGCCAAACCUUUGCGAAAGCAAGUACUUGAAUCGCCAGUUGAUCCUCCGGAGACUAGGAAUUUUGUGGGCAAAUCAGAAGGACUGUAUACACAACAACGACGAGCGGCGACGAGACCUGAUUCGCAGCUAAUGGAUUUUGAUUUAGCAUCUCAUCCACAAAAUACAGAAACAAAUACUCGACAAGAAACAGAAUUUUUACCACCUCGACCACAAACAGACUAUUUGCCAUCUCGACCACAAACAGACAUUUUACCUUAUCAACAAAAAACUGAUAUUUCACUUUCUCAAGAACAAGCAAAUUUCUUACUUUCUCAACAGCGAAAUUUUGUACCCCCCAAACAAGGACCACCACCCAAACCAGAGCCGCCCCCAGACGCGCUCACUGAUACUCUAAUAGCUAGUGGUCAGGCAGAUAUUGCAAACCAAGUAUUAAUAAUGCGACGGCUUCAGAACGCAUCCGUCUCGAUGUACGAACAGAGGUCAAGAUCAAUAGUUCGCAGACCCAAAAAACCCAUUAAUCCCAAAGACAUUUCUGGUCCGCAGCUGAUUGCAUCUUCAUCCAGCGUAAAAUCAAUUCCUAUCGUUCAUCUUGAUAGGGAUGAAGACUCUGAAAACGGUUCAUUCGCGCGGAAAGUAUCUUUGCGUGAGAAUGAAAAUACGUUUUCAAAGUCAAUUCGAAGGAUAAAAGAUGUAUUUGCUAAUGAUGGUGAGAACAAAAGUUUAAAGAAAAAGAAACGUAGUAACGACAUUUUGAGAUUACAGGUGUUUAAUGAUACCUUGUCACGCAAAUCUGUCUCUGAGGAAAACUUAAAUCGUCGAUAUGACACUGAUGGUGGCCUUUGGAGAAAUAAUAGCACUACCUCACUAAACAAGGAUUAUCAGGAUAGUGAUCGCAGCAUGUCUAUGAAAUCAGUGAGUGAAGACAAUGCUACUCUAGUGACGGGCGAAAACGAUAUUGUAUUCCCACGUCCACCGCCAAUGUACGACCUUGACGCAUUAAAAAGACACGCUGAAACAGUCACCAAAUAUUCUACAUCGAAGAAAUCAUCGCAAUCUGGUGAAUCGGGUAAUACGUCGACCAGAAGUUCCGCGUCGGCUGGUAGAGCAUCGCUUGGAAAAAAGGCUUCAAAAGAGUUGAGUAAAGAGACAAUCCAAGAAGCUGAAGACGAUAAUAGGGCGUCUCAAUCCAGCAAACUUACCGUAGACGUCGUCAGCUUCAGGAAGAAUGUUACGGACGAUGCACGGGAUAAUACUGAUUCAGACUCGAAUACAAGUUUUGCUCCUGUCAGUCCACUAUCACAAAAUUCAGUAGAUGUAUCGGGAUCAACUACUCCUCAACCGCUAUCUCCACUUGGUUCUCUUCGAUCACGAAGGAACUCAAAGAGCGGAUCCAUCAAGCGGGAUAAACCUACUACUGGAUCUCUUAGGCAAAACAGCAAAGAUAGUUCAACAGAAAGAUCUAAACGAGGCGCCAACAGGAAUUCAAAGACGUCAUCUAAACUGUUGUCCAUAUUUAGUAACUUUGGCAAUCGUAGUAACAAUGGGACAAAGAACUCUCUUCAGGUGACAACGAACUCUAAUUCCAUCCCCACAAUUAUACACCCCAAUGAACAAUCCGAUUCGAUGGUUGGCUCGCCGACGGAGGUUUCUAAACCACGAAACCCUGUGAUAAGGCGUACGAUCAUCAUUACAAAACCAGUCCUUCCUCCAUUGCCCGACGAGGCCAAAUCAGCAGAUAGUCCUGACGAUCACACGGAUUUGGACAAGAAACUUCACGUUGGAGGAAUACACAUUGACUCUGAAGGUCGAAAGUGGUACUUGACACGAGUAGAUGAAGACGCACAAUCGACGACGAGUGCACGUCAGAGUCAGAAUGACAAGUUUUUGGAUAUACCAGCAAAUGAGACAUUACGUAACCGGCCGCCUACGCCUGUGCCAUCACCCAAUACGCGAGAGUCCAUAUUGGAACCGCCGUACGGAAUACCGAUACCGCCUAUCCCUCCACUUAAUUCGGAUGCUUUGCUUUCGCAUCGGAGUAGCGUGUCGUCCAAGCGAGCUAGUAAACAAAGUGUUGCUUCUUCUUUGUCAUCCACCAGCCGGCUUAGAAAAUCUACUGGCGGAAAGAGCAUUGCUAGUGCAUAUGGCGAAAGUCUGUUUGAUUUCUAUGACUAUUCCGAUCAUGAAGGUGACGAUAACGAACAAGACAAUGACAGUGUUUACAGUAGACAAGAUAACGACACUGAGAAUGUUGAUUCUCCAAACGAUCACUUUUCGUACGACUAUAGUAGCCGCCCCCAUAGUGGAUUAGAAGAAAAUAACUUUAAACACUCGGUUCUAUUCGAUAGUGAUGCUCUCUUGGAAGAGUUGGAACAUCAACAACACGUAGAAGUGCUCGAAUUGGCUGACGGGUCUUAUGUUUGGCAAGUUGUUGAUGGAUCGCGCGCAAGCAACGCGGGAAAGUUUAGUCAAUGUUUCGAUGAAUAUUAUAGUAAGAAGAAUGGAGAAGAGAGUGAUAUGGAGGAUAGCAAUCGAUAUAGUCACUUGGACUAUUAUCAUAACUAUCCAUCACCGUUGCAUCUGCCUGGAGUUCAACAAUCUCAAAGCCGUGUUUCUUCAUAUCUACUACCGAAUUCUUCCCAGUCAUCUCACUCCAAACGCUCUUCCAUCACGUCAAGUGAUCAUCAAUUUGAUCAAUUACCACAGACAAGUGUAUAUAUAGCUAAAGACGUAUCACUCCCUCGUCUGAUUGAGGAGAUGUCAAAAGGUCUGAAUCGAUUCGAGCUGUCAUCGAAUGACCAUGAGAAUGGCAAUUAUAUAUAUGGGGGCGAAGUCUCAGCGGGAGGAACUGGAGUCGUUGGUGAAACAACUGUUGAAGAGAAGCUCGAUCAGGUUAUGAAGGUGUUGGGUGUUGAUGAGAAGGGGAUUUAUGUUCCUAACUAA
Molecule: messenger RNA, 4848 nt
Organism: Paraglomus brasilianum
Lineage: Eukaryota; Fungi; Glomeromycota; Glomeromycetes; Paraglomerales; Paraglomeraceae
Source: the annotation of a GenBank genome assembly